CAAACCAAUAAAGGAGGUAUUGAAAGGAGGGAGUAGUUACACCAGAGGACAGCUCAGAGGGAAAGAACCGCAUUUUGUUUCUCAUCAAAAGGAUAGCAGUUAAAGAACAACAAAAAUACAGCUGAGAUCUAGAAUCGCCCUCAUGGCAUGGGGGAGUGACAUGAUCGCUGAUCUGAUUGGUGGGCGCACUGUCAAUCAUCUGUCCAUUGCAGCCUGAGGGCGGGGUUUGACCUUGGCUGUGGAAGGAGUGGAGGACCGCGAAUUCAAACAACUCUGCUAAGCGCAGCUGGACCAUGUCACGACUCAGAGGAACCCCAUGGAUAUCACUCACCAUGAUUCAUCCAAUGGCUACUCUACGCCUUUUUACCUGGAUUGUGCUUGCGGCUGCUUGGCUAGCCAUUACGAGGGCUCAGCAGCACCCUAUUGUCACGACAAACUACGGCAAGCUAAGAGGCUUGAAAACGGCUCUGCCCAAUGAGAUUCUAGGGCCUGUGGAACAGUAUCUGGGGAUUCCCUAUGCCCUCCCGCCCACGGGGGAGAGAAGGUUUCAGCCCCCCGAGCCCCCCAUGUCGUGGCCAGGGAUUCGAAAUGCCACACAGUUUGCUCCUGUUUGUCCUCAGUUUCUAGAAGACCGGUUUUUACUCAAUGAUAUGUUACCCGUAUGGUUCACCGCCAACUUGGAUACUGUUGUAACCUACGUACAAGAUCAAAGCGAAGACUGCCUGUACUUAAACAUUUAUGUUCCCACAGAGGAUGACAUCCACGAUGAGAAUGGGCUGAGACCCGUAAUGGUUUACAUCCACGGUGGGUCCUACAUGGAAGGUACAGGCAACAUGAUUGACGGCAGCAUUCUGGCCAGCUACGGAAAUGUAAUUGUGGUGACCCUGAACUAUAGGCUGGGAGUACUGGGCUUCCUCAGCACAGGAGACCAGGCCGCUAAAGGGAAUUAUGGCCUUUUGGAUCAGAUCCAGGCUCUGCGCUGGAUAAGUGAGAACAUUGGCUAUUUCGGUGGUGAUUCCAACCGCAUCACAGUUUUUGGAUCAGGAAUCGGUGCCUCUUGUGUGAGCCUUUUGACCCUGUCCCACCAUUCUGAAGGACUGUUUCAUCGUGCCAUAAUCCAGAGUGGCUCAGCAUUGUCCAGCUGGGCCGUCAACUACCAGCCGGUUAAGUACACGAGGCUGCUGGCAGAGAAAGUGGGCUGUAAUGUGCUGGACACGCUAGACAUGGUAGACUGCCUGAGAAAAAAGAGCGCUCGUGAGCUGGUGGAGCAAGACAUCCAGCCAGCGAGAUACCACGUCGCCUUUGGCCCAGUCAUCGACGGAGAUGUCAUUCCAGACGACCCUGAGAUCCUGAUGGAGCAGGGCGAGUUCCUCAACUAUGACAUCAUGCUGGGUGUCAACCAGGGAGAGGGCCUGCGCUUCGUGGAGAACGUUGUGGACUCUGAAGAUGGCGUCUCGGGCAAUGAUUUCGACUUCUCGGUCUCUGACUUUGUGGACAGUCUUUAUGGUUACCCAGAGGGAAAAGAUACGCUACGAGAAACCAUUAAGUUCAUGUACACGGACUGGGCGGACAGAGACAACCCUGAGACGCGGCGUAAGACUCUGGUGGCGCUUUUCACCGAUCAUCAGUGGGUGGAGCCCUCGGUGGUGACGGCAGAUCUUCACGCCCGCUACGGGUCGCCAACGUACUUCUACGCCUUCUACCACCACUGCCAGAGCCUGAUGAAGCCCGCUUGGUCAGAUGCAGCCCACGGAGAUGAGGUGCCCUACGUCUUUGGCAUUCCCAUGAUUGGCCCCACCGACCUCUUCCCCUGCAACUUCUCCAAGAAUGAUGUCAUGCUCAGUGCUGUUGUCAUGACCUACUGGACAAACUUUGCCAAAACUGGAGAUCCCAACAAACCAGUGCCUCAGGACACCAAGUUCAUCCACACUAAGGCCAAUCGCUUUGAAGAGGUAGCCUGGUCCAAAUACAACCCUCAAGAUCAGCUGUACCUGCACAUCGGCCUCAAGCCUCGAGUCCGGGAUCACUACCGCGCCACUAAAGUGGCCUUCUGGAAGCACCUGGUCCCUCACCUGUACAACCUUCACGACAUGUUCCACUACACCUCCACCACCACCAAAGUGCCACCGCCCGAGACGACCCAGAACUCCCUGUCCACCAAACGCCCGAACGGCAAAGCCUGGCCGUUCAACACCAAGCGGCCUCCGAUGUCUCCGGCCUACAACAGCGAGAGCGGGAAGGAGCAGUGGAACGGAGAAGAGGAGCCAGGCCCUCUGGUGGUGGAGAACCCGCGGGAUUACUCCACUGAGCUGAGCGUGACCAUCGCGGUGGGAGCUUCGCUGCUGUUCCUCAACGUCCUGGCGUUCGCCGCUCUGUACUAUCGCAAGGACAAGCGGCGACAGGAGCAGCACCCGCAGCCCAGCCCUCCACGAGCCACCAACACCAACGACGUCAACCGGCACGCCCCCGAAGAGGAGAUCAUGUCCCUGCAGGUCAACCAGACGCACCACGAGUGUGACGCAGGGCCACCCGGAGACCCCUUACGGCUCGCUUCGCUCCCCGACUACACGCUGACUCUGCGGCGCUCGCCCGACGAUAUCCCGCUCAUGACGCCCAACACCAUUACCAUGAUCCCCAACUCGCUGGUGGGCAUGCCCAACCUACACCCGUACAACACCUUCACAGCUGGCUUCAACUCCACCGGCCUGCCACACUCCCACUCCACCACGCGUGUAUAGCUUUAUGGUCAUCCGACAAGAGGGAGGGACGGGGGAAGAGUCUUCGGCUUCAAUGAAAACACUGAAGCGAGAGGAGGGGGUUCAGGACGAUGGUGGAUACGAAAAGAUUUGAAUAGACUUUUGCAAAAAGCAGUGACAAGUUCUUUCCAGAUGUCAAGUUGUGCAAACCUGCCAAAACAGAACUGCUCUCUUUCCUUUGAAAAGGGACGAGCGUUUCAAGCAGUAUUUUUUCUAAUCAUCGUUUUAAAAGAAAAGAAAGAAACGCCUUUUUAAGCAGAACCGGGCGAAUGGGGCGAUCACUUUUUUCUUGAAUAAAUAACAAAAAAAAAAUACAAAAAAAAAACAAAAAGGAAAGUGCAUUUUAUUUCCCAUCACAAUCUUUUGUGGGAAACAUGUUUCAAAACUGUGGCCUCUAAGGUGACGUCUGCAUAAUAUCGUUUGCUUUGCUUUUCGAUUUCUUUUCAAUGCCUUAUAAAGAGCUGUUUUUUUUUCCUCUUAAUUUGACGAUCUUUCCCUGAGAUGUGUCUGUGUGGAACGUAGCGAUCUGACUCGGAGUGGUUGGAUUCCGGGAAGCAUUAGACAGACGACAAAUAUGGAAAGCGCUGGAUCGAAACGGUAACCGCAACUCGUUUUCCAGUUGCAUAAGCUCACAUGUGGUGUUUUAACUUUUUUUCUUGGUUCUACUGAAAACCUUUAGUUUGAAGCUUUUCCGUUGGACAAGACUGGAGAUGAAGACUUUUACUGUGUUUUGUUUAAGAAAAGUGCAUCUUUUACAACAAGAUUAUCUAUCGGCUCCUGUGUCAAAUUCCCAAGAAAUGCACACUUACACACAAUGCUCAGAGCACUGUUUGACUGGUGUGUGUGUGUGUGUGUGAGAGAGAUUCUGGGUGUGAAUGGGAAUAUUUGAGUUGAGUCUGUGUGUGUGUGUGUGCGCGUGUGUGUGUGAGUUUUGGAUUGCCUUUGCCAUGUUUUCUGUUAUAUAUUUGUGUGAUGGGGGUGGGGCGGGGGGCUUCUUUACCACUGCAUUGAUUUUGUUCACCACAAGUAGUGUUUCAGCUGCGUCUACUGUCGUCUGUCUUUGCGAAAUAGAACUUUUUGUUAUUUUAAAAAAAAGUUACAUAUGUCUAAUUUUGCUUAAGAAUUACAAAAUAAAUCUAUUAUUUUACAUGCAAGAGAAAACAAUAGCUUAAGAUUGAACUGAACUAACUGACAUGAUUCCAUUGACUUUGUAAGCGUUCCUCUCGACUGGAGACAGUGGCCUCUUUACACUGAAUAACCUGACUUCAGUGUUGACCUGUGUUUCUUUAAAUAUAUAUAUAAAUAUGGGCAUACAUACAUAUAUGUAUAGGGCUUUUAUGAAGAUUUUGCUCCCAUUGAACCGAAAGUGUAAAUGACCAUUAUAAUCAAUUCUUAUGCUGAAAGCACCAAUAUUCAGAGGGCAGAGCAGUUAGUGUCUGUGCUAGUUUUAUCCUCUACACCAUAAUCUGAGGCCACAACAAGUGUCUUUUUAAUAGCUCUAUAUGUAUAUUUAUGUAUAAAUAUAUUUAAUAUUUAUUUAUGUAUACCAGAUGUAUACAUGCUGAUUGUGCCAUGUGCCAAAUUAAACCAUAAAACUGGAGAAGAAAACGGUUUCCAAAAAACUUUAUUUUACCUAUAAGUUUUAUUUGUUGCACAUCACGGCUAAUGCAUAUUUGCCAUCUGAUUUUUGUUGCUUAACAUAUGAGGAUUUUUUUUUAAAUGAAGUUAUGGGUGGAAUAGUAUGUUAAAUCAGUAACACUUUACAAUAAAAUGUCAUUUCUGAAUAUCAGUUAAUGUAUUAACUAAAAUAAAUGAACGCUUUUAUUACAGUAUUUGUUCAUUUUUGCUAAUGUUAGGGUUAGGGUUCAUUGUUAGCUCAUGUUAGUUCACAGCGCAGUCACUAAUGUUAAAAAGCACAACUUGAGAUUUUAAUAACGCGUCACUAAAUGCUGGAAUUAACAUGAAAUAAAUUUAAUGAAUGCUGUAGAAGUGUUGUUCAAUAUGAGUUAAUGUUAACUAAUGAACUUUAUUGUAAAGUGUUACCGUUAAAUCAAUCAUCUGUACGCCCAUCUGUAAGCACUAAAUAUACCUUGAAAAAUAAAAUGCCCUGUGAAAACUCUAA
This is a messenger RNA of Puntigrus tetrazona (Sumatra barb), 4878 nucleotides long. RefSeq names its product neuroligin-3-like. The record is from RefSeq and is a predicted model, not a curated record. Lineage: Eukaryota; Metazoa; Chordata; Actinopteri; Cypriniformes; Cyprinidae. The coding region runs from base 294 to 2738 and encodes 814 amino acids. The transcript has 6 exons. Gene Ontology annotation, cellular component: postsynaptic specialization membrane; synapse; cell surface. Gene Ontology annotation, biological process: synaptic vesicle endocytosis; postsynaptic membrane assembly; chemical synaptic transmission. Gene Ontology annotation, molecular function: signaling receptor activity; neurexin family protein binding.